This is a messenger RNA of Saimiri boliviensis boliviensis (Bolivian squirrel monkey), 3607 nucleotides long. It is a transcript of the gene ENTPD1, whose product is annotated as ectonucleoside triphosphate diphosphohydrolase 1. Lineage: Eukaryota; Metazoa; Chordata; Mammalia; Primates; Cebidae. Gene Ontology annotation, cellular component: plasma membrane. Gene Ontology annotation, molecular function: ribonucleoside triphosphate phosphatase activity; GDP phosphatase activity; UDP phosphatase activity. Gene Ontology annotation, biological process: nucleoside diphosphate catabolic process. The record is from RefSeq and is a predicted model, not a curated record.
UGCUUUAUGGGGAGGGAAGAAUUGUUCUUGCCUUUCACAGUUUUUCCAGUGGGUUUCAAGGUAACGAGCUUCUUAUUAUCUAGCUCAUAACUGCAGUAAGGAAAAAGCUUUACUGCUUGCGGCCGAGAUGACUUUUUCAAGGGAGAAAAAGGGAUUUCUAUAACAAAGGGAGCGAGAUGAAGAGGGAAGGAGUAAGGGAGAGAGGGAAGGAGGGAGAAAGAGAGAGAUUUGAAUAUACAUUGCUUCAAGGAUACAAAAAAUUACAACCUGGGAAAGGCUUCGAGUAACUUUAGGAAAAUGAGCUGCUGGAGUCCUCAGUCAAUCUGUCCUUUCUGGUCAAUGAAAAAGACCGGGUUUGAAGUUCCUUCCGAAACGGGGCCGGCUAAUUUAGCCCCUCCCACGAACCCAAGGGUCUGUUAUAUCUCUGUUUCCUUGAGUACCUCUCUUUCGGAGACCGACCACAGCAAGCAGAGGCUGGGGGAAAAGAAACGAAGAAAGAGGAAAACAAAAGCUGCUACUUAUGGAAGAUACAAAGGAGUCUAACGUGAAGACAUUUUGCUCCAAGAAUAUCCUAGCCAUCCUUGGCUUCGCCUCUAUCAUAGCUGUGAUAGCUUUGCUUGCUGUAGGACUGACGCAGAACAAAGCAUUGCCAGAAAAUGUUAAGUAUGGGAUUGUGCUGGAUGCAGGUUCUUCUCACACAAGUUUAUACAUCUAUAAGUGGCCAGCAGAAAAGGAGAAUGACACAGGGGUGGUGCGUCAAGUAGAAGAAUGCAGGGUUAAAGGUCCUGGAAUCUCAAAAUAUGUUCAGAAAGUAAAUGAAAUUGGCAUGUACCUGACUGAAUGCAUGGAAAGAGCUAGGAAAGUGAUUCCAAAGUCCCAGCACCAAGAGACACCCGUUUACCUGGGAGCCACAGCAGGCAUGCGGUUGCUCAGGAUGGAAAGUGAAGAGUUGGCGGACAGAGUCCUGGGUAUGGUAGAGAGGAGCCUCAGCAACUACCCUUUUGACUUCCAGGGUGCCAGGAUCAUUACUGGCCAAGAGGAAGGUGCUUAUGGCUGGAUUACUAUCAACUAUCUGCUGGGCAAAUUCAGUCAGAAAUCGAGGUGGUUUGGCAUAGUCCCAUAUAAAACUGAUAAUCAGAAAACCUUUGGAGCUUUGGACCUUGGGGGAGCCUCUACACAAAUCACUUUUGUACCCCAAAACCAGACUAUUGAGUCCACAGAUAAUGCUCUGCAAUUUCGCCUGUACGGCAAGGACUACAAUAUCUACACACAUAGCUUCUUGUGCUAUGGGAAGGAUCAGGCACUCUGGCAGAAACUGGCCAAGGACAUUCAGGUUGCAAGUAAUGAAAUUCUCAGGGACCCAUGCUUUCAUCCUGGAUAUAAGAAGGUAGUGAACGUGAGUGACCUUUACAAGACCCCCUGCACCAAGAGAUUUGAGAUGACUCUUCCAUUCCAGCAGUUUGAAAUCCAGGGUACUGGAAACUAUCAACAAUGCCAUCAAAGCAUCCUGGAGCUUUUCAACACCACUUACUGCCCUUACUCCCAGUGUGCCUUUAAUGGGAUUUUCUUGCCACCACUCCAGGGGGAUUUUGGGGCAUUUUCCGCUUUUUACUUUGUGAUGAAUUUUUUAAACUUGACAUCAGAGAAAGUCCCUCAGGCAAAGGUGACUGAGAUGAUGAAAAAGUUCUGCUCUCAGCCUUGGGAGGAGAUAAAAACAUCUUUCACUGGAGUAAAGGAGAAGUACCUGAGUGAAUACUGCUUUUCUGGUACCUACAUCCUCUCCCUCCUUCUGCACGGCUAUCAUUUCACAGCUGAUUCCUGGGAGCACAUCCAUUUCAUUGGCAAGAUCCAGAGGAGCGAUGCCGGCUGGACUUUGGGCUACAUGCUGAACCUGACCAACAUGAUCCCAGCUGAGCAACCAUUGUCCGCACCUCUCUCCCACUCCACCUAUGUCUUCCUCAUGGUUCUGUUCUCCCUGGUCCUUGUCGCAGUGGCCAUAAUAGGCUUGAUUAUCUUUCACAAGCCUUCGUGUUUCUGGAAAGAUAUGGUAUAGCAAGAGCAGCUGCAAUAUGCUGGCUGGAGUGAGAAAAAAAUUAUCCAGGGAGCGUUUUCCUCUAUCACAGUGUUCAAGGCCAUCCUUCCCUGUUUACCGGGGUCAGUCUUGACCAGUGUGAUGCUUCCUUGGCUUUUGCUGAAGCCUUUCUUUUGGAGAUAUUCAACAUCCUCUGCCUCAAGGACUUCCAGCAGAAACAGUCUCUUUAGUGAGUUUUUCCCCAGCUACCCCUUUCUCCUUUGUACUUUGUGCUUGUGUGGGUUUUAAAGACCUGCCACCUUUCAUAAUCUUUGCUUUAUAAAAGAACAAUAUUGACUUUGUCUGGAAGAACUGAGAGUCCUGAGUCCUGUGAUGGAGGCUGAACUGGCUGAAAGAAGAAUCUCAGGAACUGAUUCAGUUGUACUCUUGAAGAACCCCUUUCUCUCCUGUUUGCCAUCCAUUAAGAAAGCCAUACAAUGCCUUUGGAGAAGGCAGAUACACAUCACAUUCCCAGCCUGCCCUGUGGGUAGGAGAAUUUUCUACAGUAGGCAAAUAUGUGCUAAAGCAAAAGAGUUUUAUAAGGAAAUGUAUGUGCUCAUGCAGUCAGUACAGUUCUUAAUCCCACCCAAAGCAGAGUGUCAAUAAAUCACAUAUUCCUAGGUGAUACCUAAAUGCUACAGAGUGGAACACUCAUACCAGAGAUUUGCAAAAAGCAGAUAUACAUAUACACAUUAAAACAUCAGGGCUUACUAUGUGGUAGGUGGUAUAUACAUAUCACAAAGAAAAAUACUUACAACUCAGGGUCAUAAAAAUGCAUCUUCCAAUGCAUCAUUUUACUAUGGUAAAAUAUACAUACAUACAAUUCACCAGUUUAACAUUUAAUUCAUAUUAAAUACAUACAAAUCAGUGACAUUUAGUACAUUCACAGUGUUGUGCCACCAUCACCACUAUUUAGUUCCAGAACAUUUGCAUCAUCAAUUUGUCUAGAGACAAGACCAUCCUGGGUAGGCACAAAUCACAGAUCUUUCUGUUUACAGCUGUGCAAACCAACUGUACCAUAAAGAUGGCUCACUGAGUUUUAAAGCCAAGCCACAUCUUAUUUUUCCAGGGCUUAAUUUAGUGAGAGGGCAGCAUUAGUGUGGAGUGUGGAGUGGCAUGCUUUUGCCGUAUCAUGGAAUUUACACAUCAAAAUGUGCAGGAGCCAAGUCUGAAAAUGUUGUUGCCACGCCCAUCACACAAUAUAGGCUUCGUUUGCUUAUUCCAUGAAGUAUUUUGUGGAAGCAGCAGCAGCUAUGAACUUUACCAUGGAGACAUGAAGAGAUUGUACCCCUUUCCUUUAAGCACUGCUGCCAGAGUUACCUGUUGAGCAGGAUUGCCUGGUGAUGUUUCAUUCUGACCUUGUCCCAAGUUCUCCAUCUCUAGAUCUGGGGACUGACUAUUGAGCUGAUGGGGAAAGAAAAGCUCUCACACAAACUAGAAGCCACAUGUCCCUAUAUCUCUUAAAUGAUCAAGUCAAUUUUGACAACAGCCAGGUGAAUAUAAAAACUUAAUAAAGCUGUGGAAUGGAACUCUUAA